AACUUUUGUAAAUGUGCGUGAUGUGUGAUAUAGAAUUAUAGUAAAUAUAAGUAUAAAUACGUCGUACAUUUUCGCAGUGCGUCAUACUUAUUCAAGAUCCUCACUCACAACAGUUGACAAAAAUUAUUGUAUACACAUACUGCAAUCUUAUUAAUUACAACGCAAUAUAUUGUUCCACUGUUCAGUCAUUUAUUAUUUUAUUUAAAUACAUUUUUUUCAUCAUUAUUUAGAAUAACUCACAAUGUCGAGUCCAGACGAAUGCAAAUUGAAAGCCGGACAUCCACCAGCAGUAAAAGCCGGAGGUAUGAGAAUAACUCAGCACAAAACACCACGAGACGAACGUGAGGCUAAACCCAGCAAAGACUCUAUUGAAAGUAAACUAUCAAGCAGUCCUCCUAAAACAAUAAUGAUAAGCGGUGCUCCUGCAAAAGGUAACGCCGAUUUUCCUCCAGAAGCUAUUCAACAUUUUCAUGAAAAACCAACUCCAACUCAUGAUGCCAGAUCAGCUAAUUCUUCUAGACCCAUUGUUAUUCAACAGCCAAGAAAGUAAAUUGUAUAUAUUUAACUAUAAAAAUUGUUAAGUAUAACAAAAAAAAAAAAAAAAAACAGGUUUUGAUAAAAAGUACGAAAUCCAUUUUAUAAGGUGUUUUUAUAACAAAAGUCGCGUAAUUCAUAAUGCAUAUUAUAUUAAUGUAUUAUAACAUAUACUCUCAUAUUAAGGAUCACUCAAGUUCAUAUUCUUCAUUUUGUUAAAAACACUGCAAUUCAAUUAUCUACUAUUUUCUUAUGAUUAUAUUAGUAAUUAAUACUUUUAUUAUUUUCAUAAUUUGAAUUAAAUACUUUCAUUAUUAUCAUUAUUAUAGUGUUUUGAUAAAAUAAUAAUAAAUCCAAUAUAUAUAUAUAUAUAUAUAUUUUUGAAUAUGCUAAUAAUAAUAAUAAUAAUUUUGGGACCAUUUAAUAUGCAUUUUGUCAAUUUUUUUUUUUUUCUUUAAUAAUAAUAAUAAUACUAAAUGUAUAAUUUCCAUUAUCUUUAAUUAAUAUGAUAACUGUUUUCAUUUUUACAUGAUUUAUUCUGAAUUAGUCAUUGUUAUACAUUUGUUUUUUUUCGUUAUUGGUAAAUAUUAUACGAAAAAUUUAUUUUUUAAUAUAAAAAAUGAUAAUAAAUGUAUAUUUAA
Messenger RNA from Cotesia glomerata, 1175 nucleotides. RefSeq names its product death-associated protein 1. Gene Ontology annotation, biological process: apoptotic signaling pathway; negative regulation of autophagy; cellular response to amino acid starvation. The record is from RefSeq and is a predicted model, not a curated record. The coding region runs from base 242 to 550 and encodes 102 amino acids. Lineage: Eukaryota; Metazoa; Arthropoda; Insecta; Hymenoptera; Braconidae. The transcript has 3 exons. Gene Ontology annotation, molecular function: death domain binding.